Emys orbicularis (European pond turtle) is the source of this 2859-nucleotide messenger RNA. RefSeq names its product phospholipid phosphatase 2 (gene PLPP2). The record is from RefSeq and is a predicted model, not a curated record. Gene Ontology annotation, cellular component: plasma membrane. Bases 35 to 886 code for a protein of 283 amino acids. Gene Ontology annotation, biological process: signal transduction; phospholipid metabolic process; phospholipid dephosphorylation. The transcript has 6 exons. NCBI's taxonomy places the organism in Eukaryota, Metazoa, Chordata, Testudines, Emydidae. Gene Ontology annotation, molecular function: phosphatidate phosphatase activity.
AGCGCUCGGCAGACGGAGCGGAGCCGCAGCCAGCAUGGAGCGCAGGAAAGUCUUCGUGGUGCUCGAUGUGCUCUGCGUGGUGGUCGCUUCCCUGCCCUUCGUCAUCCUCACUCUGGUGAACUCUCCGUACGAGCGUGGAUUCUACUGCAACGAUGACUCCAUCCGCUACCCCUACAGGCCAGACACCAUCACCCAUGGGCUCAUGGCGGGGGUCACCAUCACCUGCACCGUCCUCAUUAUCUCCGCAGGCGAGGCCUACCUGGUGUACGCUGAGCAACUCCACUCCAAGUCCGAGUACAACAACUACCUCGCCGCCCUCUACAAGGUACUGGGGACGUUCCUCUUCGGCGGGGCCGUCAGCCAGUCCCUGACCGACCUGGCCAAGUACAUGAUCGGCCGGCUCCGGCCCAACUUCUUGGACGUCUGCGACCCGGACUGGUCCAAGGUGAACUGCUCCGUCUACAAGCAGCUGGAGAACGUGUGCCGGGGGGACGCCAGGAACAUCACCGAGUCCAGGUUAUCCUUCUAUUCCGGACACUCCUCCUUCGGGAUGUACUGUAUGGUGUUCCUGGCACUGUAUGUCCAGGCCCGGCUGAUCGGGAAGUGGGCCCGGCUGCUGCGCCCCACGAUCCAGUUCUUCCUGAUCGCCUUCGCCAUCUUCGUGGGCUAUACCCGGGUCUCCGACUACAAGCACCACUGGAGUGAUGUGCUGGUGGGGCUCCUCCAGGGGGCGCUCAUUGCCAUCCUCAUCGUCCGCUACGUCUCUGACUUCUUCAAGCAGCGUCCGCCUCUCCAGUGUGAGAAGGACCCGGAGCACAAGCCCAGCUUACCACUGACCAGGAGCGAGCCCGAUCACAACCACUACAGCUAUCCGGGAGCACCCUGAGCUGUGGGAGCUGGGGGGGCAGCGCUGCUGGACAGCUGAUGGCAGAUCCCAGGCCCCACCAGGCUGCUUGCCAGGGCUUUGGGGGGGGGGGGGGACUGGGAAGAGCAGCUUAUCUUGUUAAUUGGUUCCACGGCUAAUGAGUUCCUUAUUACUGCAUGGCGCCAUGGCACCCAAGGGACCCCCCCCAGGGGGAACCAAGCAAAGACUUUUAACGCUCAUAUAGAGCGCUGUGCGGUGGCCGAUGCCAGAUAAACCAGCCCUCCUGCCUCUCAGGUCCAGGGGCUUGGAUCCCUCCAUGAGUGGGUGGGUGGGUGCGUCUCGUGCUUCUGAGGGUGGCUUUCCAGCCCUCUGUGUGGAAGAGGCACAGGGGUGGGACUGCUUGUGAAGCGAAGAGUAAACUCCAUGCGAAGCCUGAGGUGAUGUGGUGCUGAGAGCAUCAAAUUAUAUUUGCGUUGAUGUCUCCGGAUCCUCGCUGGGACAAAACCUGGAGGCCGAUGCCACCGGAACAUUGCCGGGCUAACGCUUUGAGCCCGAGUUCUUCUCUGCAGCUUGAUCACCUUAAAAUAUUCCCAGUAACCAGCAGACGAUGCAAAUGAUCGAUGCCUGGGGAGGGUCUGCGCCCGUCACCCCUGACCCCGUCGUGCUGGAGUGAACUGCCCACCUGAGUUUGUGACGUGCCCUGGAUGCUCCGUAGGAAACUCUGCAGCCGUCUCAGCUGAUUUUCCCCCCCAUCCCCAUCCCCCCCAAUUAAAGAAUCUUCUGUGGUAAAGGAACUAAAUUGCAGUCUGGAGACGGACACGGAUUCUGGCCCUUUGAGAGAGCCCGUUCCCUGGUCCAGCUCCUGCUAACAACCUCGCCUCCACCACACAGGUGCCUCUGACACCGAGGAUACUUGGGCCUCCUUUUAAACAACAUACAUUUUCAUGACGAUGCGUUUUUGUAUUCAGUGUGUUUUUUAUUUUUAAAUUAGAUCAUCCUGAAAGAAUGGCAGUGUCAGGUCUAUUCUUUUAAUCCACAGAUGUUUGUGGCCUCGAAAUACAUAGGUUUAAAUGUUUUGUUUUUUUGUUUUUAAAAACGGGGGAUUUUUAUGAAACCCCAAAUUAAUAGAAACGUUUGCCUCAAAUUAUAGAUUUUUAACAUUUCAGUGGGAAUGGGUUUUGGGUUCUUAACAUCGAUACCCUCCCCCCAUCCCUUUCUUUGCUGGCUUUGCGAGGCAAGCCCCAGGAAAUUGGGCUAGGCUAUAUGAAAAUGACUAGAAACAAGAGUGAAUGAAACCGACCAGUUCUGACUUUCAGCAGAUCCUAGAGGAGUGACAUGUGAAAGGAAAACAAACGGGAGGAGUGAUGGAAAGCGAACACGGGCACGGGUCCUGCGGUUGGCUCUGUGUUAUGUGCUAGCGGCUCGGAUUGCACAAUUCAUGCCUCAGAUCCUGUAAACUUCAUUCGCUCUCUGUAUAUCCAUUUUCUUUUUUUAAUUAGGAUUUUUAACCUGGCUGCCCUUUUAAACAGGAGGUGGACCAAUGGGGAAACUGCCACCGUCGCUGAGAGGAAGCAUGGUCCAGGGGCUAGUGCCCUAGUCUGAGAUUUAGACCUGAAUUAAAUUCCCUGCUCUGCAACUGACUUCCUGUGUAGCCUUGUCAAGUUACUUGGCCUCUCUGGACUUCCAUCUAUACAAUGGCAAUAAUAGUACUAGCCUCCCUCACAGGGGGUGUUGUGGGGACCAAUACAUUAAAAAUGGUGAGGUGCUCAGAUACUGCAGUGAUGGGGGAUCAUAUACCUAAGAGAGAUCAGGAAAGUUUACCAGGUUUCUAGAUGGCUGUUAACUUCUUGUGCCUUAAAAGUUGCUAGAGCAAAGAAGUGCCGUAGGCCCUUUGCUAGGCAGAGGUGGUAACCAUUCAAGUUUCUUGGCUCUGUGUAACGGGACCAGGGUAGGAUUAUUAUUUUAUAUCGACAUUAAAAACAGCCUAAAAGCUC